AUCAUGGAUACAGAAAUGUCUGAAGAUAUAGACCACAACUUAACUCCUACUCUUGACAGCAUGUCUUAUGGAAUGCCGAAUCAAACAGGAUCUGAAAAUUCAUUGCUGGAUGAAGAUGAUUAUUUUUUGAACUCUGGGGAUCUUGCAGGAAUUCCAGUCGUUGGUAGUGACAAUGAGGAUGAACAGGAUUUUAGUUCAAAGGACAAUCUUGUUUCUUCAAUUCAUACUGAUGAUAGCUUGGAAGUAGAGAGAAGAGUCACACAGCAUGAAUCAGACAAUGAAAAUGAAAUACAGAUUCAAAAUAAAUUAAAAAAAGACUUUCCUAAACAGUUUGAUCAGGUUUCUGUCUUUAAAUCAAUACGGAAAGAUUUUAGUCUAGUAAGAGAAAACAGCAAAGAGACAUUUUCUGGAAAGGAGAAAAAUAGAGACCUAACUUAUCAUGAACGUGAAAAACGAUUGGAUAAACCCCAUAAAGAGUUGGAUUCAAGGUUGAAAAGCAGUUUUUUUGAUAAAGCAGCUAAUCAAGUUGAAGAAACAUUACAUACCCAUUUACCACAAACCCCAGAAACAAACUUUAGGGAUUCCAGCUAUCCAUUUGCCAAUAAAGAAUCCAUUGGUUCGGAACUGGGGAAUUCCUUUGCAUCAAAUAUUAGAAUUAAAGAAGAACCUUUGGAUGAUGAGUAUGACAAAGCAAUGGCACCACAGCAGGGACUACUAGACAAAAUUAAAGAUGAACCUGACAAUGCUCAAUACAUGUUAAAGAAAUUAGAAGAAAUAAUGGAAAAGGGGAGACAAAAUUGUCAUCGUUUACUGGAGUAUAGUCAUGGCCAACAGCAAAAAACUCAAGAAGGGGAACUGAAAAUUAGUGCUGUGUUUUCAGUCAGUGGCAGUCCUCUUGCUCCACAGUUGACUACUGGCUUUCAGCCUUCACUGGCGUCAUCUGGCAUGAAUAAAAUGCUUCCUUCAGUUCCAGCCACAGCUGUUCGAGUUUCCUGUUCUGGUUGUAAAAAAAUCCUCCAGAAGGGGCAAACUGCUUACCAGAGGAAGGGGUCGACUCAGCUCUUCUGUUCUACACUGUGCCUCACUGGAUAUACAGUUCCACCUGCCCGCCCACCACCUCCUCCCACCAAGAAAACUUGUUCAAGUUGCUCAAAAGACAUUUUAAAUCCAAAGGAUGUGAUCAGUGCCCAGUUUGAAAAUACCACAGCUAGUAAAGAUUUUUGCAGUCAGUCAUGUCUGUCAACAUACGAACUGAAAAGGAAACCUGUUGUCACCAUAAAUACGAAUAGCAUUUCAACCAAAUGCAGCAUGUGUCAGAAGAAUGCUGUUAUUCGACAUGAAGUUAAUUACCAGAAUGUGGUACAUAAACUUUGCAGUGAUGCCUGCUUCUCUAAGUUUCGCUCUGCCAACAACCUCACCAUGAACUGUUGUGAGAACUGUGGGGGCUACUGCUACAGUGGCUCUGGGCAGUGCCACGUGCUUCAGAUAGAGGGCCAGUCUAAGAAGUUCUGUAGUUCAGCAUGUGUCACGGCGUAUAAGCAGAAAUCAGCCAAAAUUACACCAUGUGCGCUUUGCAAAUCAUUGAGAUCCUCAGCAGAAAUGAUUGAAAAUACCAAUAGCUUGGGAAAGACAGAGCUUUUCUGUUCUGUUAAUUGCUUAUCUGCUUACAGAGUUAAAAUGGUUACUUCUGCAGGUGUACAAGUUCAAUGUAACAGUUGUAAAACCUCAGCAAUCCCUCAGUAUCACCUAGCCAUGUCAGAUGGAAGUAUACGCAACUUCUGCAGCUACAGUUGUGUGGUAGCUUUCCAGAAUUUGUUCAACAAACCAACAGGAAUGAAUUCUUCAGUAGUGCCCUUGUCUCAGGGCCAGGUAAUUGUAAGCAUUCCCACAGGUUCAACAGUGUCAGCAGGUGGGAGUAAUACCUCUGCUGUCUCCCCCACCUCCAUCAGUAGCUCUGCUGCAGCUGGCCUCCAGCGUCUUGCUGCCCAAUCCCAGCACGUUGGGUUUGCACGAAGUGUUGUAAAACUCAAGUGUCAGCACUGUAACCGUCUUUUUGCCACAAAGCCAGAACUUCUUGACUAUAAGGGUAAAAUGUUUCAGUUCUGUGGCAAGAAUUGUUCUGAUGAAUAUAAGAAAAUAAAUAAUGUAAUGGCAAUGUGUGAAUAUUGUAAAAUUGAGAAAAUUGUAAAGGAGACUGUGCGAUUCUCAGGUGCUGACAAGUCAUUCUGUAGUGAAGGUUGCAAAUUGCUUUAUAAACAUGACUUGGCGAAACGCUGGGGAAAUCACUGUAAAAUGUGCAGUUAUUGUUUACAGACAUCUCCCAAAUUGGUACAGAAUAAUUUGGGGGGGAAAGUAGAAGAGUUCUGUUGUGAAGAAUGCAUGUCCAAAUAUACAGUUCUAUUCUAUCAGAUGGCCAAAUGUGAUGGUUGUAAGCGACAGGGUAAACUCAGUGAGUCCUUGAAAUGGCGAGGAGAAAUGAAACAUUUCUGUAACCUGCUUUGUAUCUUGAUGUUCUGUAAUCAGCAAAGUAUGUGUGAUCCACCUUCACAAAACAAUGCAGCAAGUAUUUCCAUGGUGCCAGCUGCUUCAGCAGGGCCCCCAUCUCUAAGAAAAGAUUCAACUCCAGUUAUAGCCAAUGUGGUAUCAUUAGCCAGUGCUCCUGCUGCUCAGCCCACAGUGAAUUCUAACAGUGUCUUACAAGGUGCAGUUCCAACAGUAACAGCGAAAAUCAUUGGGGAUGCAAGUACACAAACAGAUGCUCUGAAACUGCCACCUUCCCAGCCCCCAAGACUUUUGAAGAAUAAAGCUUUAUUAUGUAAACCUAUCACACAGACUAAAGCCACUUCUUGCAAACCACAUACCCAAAACAAAGAAUGCCAGACAGAAGACACUCCAAGUCAGCCCCAGAUCAUUGUGGUGCCAGUUCCCGUACCAGUGUUUGUGCCCAUACCUCUUCAUCUUUAUACUCAGUAUGCACCAGUCCCAUUUGGAAUUCCAGUUCCCAUGCCUGUCCCUAUGCUUAUUCCAUCCUCAAUGGAUAAUGAAGAUAAAGUCACUGAAAGUAUUGAAGACAUUAAGGAGAAGCUUCCUUCACAUCCAUUUGAAGCUGAUCUCCUUGAGAUGGCAGAAAUGAUUGCAGAAGAUGAAGAGAAGGAGAAGACUCUAUCCCAGGGAGGAUCCCAAACUUCUGAACAGGAGCUCUUUUUAGAUACCAAGAUUUUUGAAAAAGACCAAGGAAGUACAUACAGUGGUGAUCUUGAAUCAGAGGCAGUAUCUACGCCACAUAGCUGGGAGGAAGAGUUGAAUCAUUAUGCCUUAAAGUCAAAUGCUGUGCAAGAGGCUGAUUCAGAAUUGAAGCAGUUCUCAAAAGGGGAAACUGAGCAGGAUCUGGAAGCAGAUUUUCCAUCAGAAUCCUUUGACCCACUGAAUAAAGGACAGGGAAUCCAGGCACGUUCCCGAACAAGACGACGGCACAGAGAUGGCUUCCCUCAGCCCAGACGAAGAGGACGGAAGAAGUCUAUAGUGGCUGUGGAGCCCAGAAGUCUUAUUCAAGGAGCCUUUCAGGGGUGCUCAGUGUCUGGGAUGACACUGAAAUACAUGUACGGGGUAAAUGCCUGGAAGAACUGGGUUCAGUGGAAAAAUGCCAAGGAAGAUCAGGGGGAUCUGAAAUGUGGCGGUGUUGAACAUGCUGCAUCUAGCCCAUGUUCUGACCCUUUAGGAAGUGCUCAAGACCAUGUACUCUCUCAAGAAUCCUCAGAGCCAGGCUGUAGAGUCCGUUCUAUCAAGCUGAAGGAAGAUAUUCUGUCCUGCACUUUUGCUGAGUUGAGUUUGGGUUUAUGCCAGUUUAUCCAAGAGGUGCGGAGACCAAAUGGUGAAAAAUAUGAUCCAGACAGUAUCUUAUACUUGUGCCUUGGAAUUCAGCAGUACCUGUUUGAAAAUGGUAGAAUAGAUAAUAUUUUUACUGAGCCCUAUUCCAGAUUUAUGAUUGAACUUACCAAACUCUUGAAAAUAUGGGAACCUACAAUACUUCCUAAUGGUUACAUGUUUUCUCGCAUUGAAGAAGAGCAUUUGUGGGAAUGCAAACAGCUGGGCGCUUACUCACCAAUUGUCCUCUUGAACACCCUCCUUUUCUUCAAUACCAAAUACUUUCAACUCAAGAAUGUUACUGAGCACUUGAAGCUUUCCUUUGCCCAUGUGAUGAGACGGACCAGGACUCUGAAGUACAGCACCAAGAUGACAUAUUUGAGGUUCUUCCCACCUUUACAAAAGCAGGAGUCAGAACCAGAUAAACUGGCUAUUGGCAAGAGGAAACGAAAUGAAGAUGACGAGGUCCCCGUGGGUGUGGAGAUGGCAGAGAAUACUGACAAUCCACUAAGAUGCCCAGUCCGACUUUAUGAGUUUUACCUGUCAAAAUGUUCUGAAAGUGUGAAGCAGAGGAAUGACGUGUUUUACCUGCAACCUGAGCGCUCCUGUGUUCCGAACAGCCCCAUGUGGUACUCCACAUUCCCAAUAGACCCUGGGACCCUGGACACCAUGUUAACACGUAUUCUCAUGGUGAGGGAGGUACACGAAGAACUUGCCAAAGCCAAAUCAGAAGACUCUGAUGUUGAGUUAUCAGAUUAA
Molecule: messenger RNA, 4623 nt
Organism: Puma concolor (puma)
Lineage: Eukaryota; Metazoa; Chordata; Mammalia; Carnivora; Felidae
Gene: ZMYM4
Product: zinc finger MYM-type containing 4
Molecular function (GO): zinc ion binding
Source: RefSeq, a predicted model, not a curated record